AGCAAUGGUCGCGUCGCUCGAGUUUUUGUUGUAGGCUCUACCUGUUUUUGUUGGUGUGCACACCACGACGCCUCUGCUUCUCCCGGACGAACAUAGCGAGCGAGAUAAAGAAGAAGAAGAAGAAGAAGGAGAGGUGAGGGGGCAAGAGGGAAAGCGAUCGCCUCCGAAUCCUCCGAGUGCUAUCGGGGUUUCCUCCUUCCCCGUCCUCCAUCGCCUCCGAUCUCAUCGGUCGUCUCUCGAGGAGGAGGAGAUUCCGAUCUGAAUCGCUCGAUCCCGCGCCGAUGAUCCAUGGCAAGUCUAGAUAACAUCAUUGUGGGAUCUCAUGUCUGGGUUGAAGAUCCAGUUCUGGCUUGGAUCGAUGGAGAGGUUUUUAAGAUUAAUGGUAAUGAGGUUCAUGUGCACACAACAAAUGGGAAAACGGUUGUGGCAAACAUAUCUAAAGUGUUUCCCAAGGAUACAGAAGCUCCACCUGCUGGAGUGGAUGAUAUGACAAAAUUAUCAUACUUGCACGAACCUGGAGUAUUGCAGAAUCUUGCGACACGUUAUGAACUUAAUGAAAUAUACACAUACACUGGAAAUAUCCUGAUCGCCGUGAACCCAUUUCAAAGAUUACCUCAUCUCUACGAUACCCACAUGAUGGAGCAAUAUCAAGGGGCAGCUUUUGGGGAGCUAAGUCCUCAUGUUUUUGCAGUUGCAGAUGUUGCUUACAGGGCUAUGAUUAAUGAAGGGAAAAGAAACUCCAUCUUGGUUAGUGGAGAAAGUGGUGCUGGUAAGACUGAAACAACUAAGAUGCUUAUGCGAUAUCUGGCAUACUUGGGUGGACGAUCUGGAAUAGAAGGAAGGACCGUCGAACAACAAGUGUUGGAAUCCAAUCCAGUUCUUGAAGCUUUUGGCAAUGCCAAAACUGUUCGAAACAAUAACUCAAGUCGGUUUGGUAAAUUUGUUGAGAUCCAAUUUGACAAUAACGGAAGGAUAUCAGGUGCUGCUAUUAGAACAUACUUACUUGAAAGAUCUCGUGUCUGCCAAAUUAAUGAUCCUGAGAGAAACUAUCAUUGUUUUUACCUUCUCUGUGCUGCACCUCAUGUGGAGAUCGAGAAGUAUAAGUUGGGGAGUCCGCAAUCAUUUCAUUAUCUUAACCAAUCCAAAUGCUUCAAAUUAGAUGGGGUUGAUGAAGCUCAAGAAUAUCUAUCUACCAGAAGGGCCAUGGAUAUAGUUGGGAUCAGUGAGCAUGAACAGGAGGCAAUAUUCAAGGUUGUAGCUGCCAUACUUCAUAUUGGAAAUAUUGAUUUUGCUAAAGGGCCAGAAAUAGAUUCAUCUGUUAUCAAAGACGAGAAGUCAAGAUUUCAUCUUAACAUGGCAGCCGAACUUCUGAUGUGUGAUGUCAAGGGUUUAGAGAAUGCAUUGAUAAAACGUGUCAUGGUGACCCCUGAAGAAGUUAUUACAAGAACUCUUGAUCCUGCUUCCGCAAUUGUCAGCAGGGAUGGUUUAGCAAAAACCGUCUAUUCCCGACUAUUUGAUUGGCUUGUAGACAAAAUAAAUGUAUCAAUUGGGCAGGAUCCAAAUUCAAAGUCACUGAUUGGAGUUCUUGAUAUAUAUGGUUUUGAAAGUUUCAAAUGUAAUAGUUUUGAACAGCUCUGUAUCAAUUAUACAAAUGAAAAGCUGCAGCAACAUUUCAAUCAGCAUGUCUUCAAGAUGGAGCAAGAGGAGUAUACCAAGGAGGAGAUUAACUGGAGCUACAUAGAAUUUGUUGAUAACCAAGAUGUUCUGGAUUUGAUUGAGAAGAAACCUGGAGGAAUAAUUGCGCUUCUUGAUGAAGCCUGCAUGUUUCCCAAGUCAACACACGAGACAUUUGCUCAAAAAUUGUAUCAAACAUUCAAAAACAACAAGAGGUUUAUAAAACCAAAACUUUCUCGCACAAACUUUACAAUUGGCCAUUAUGCUGGAGAGGUAACAUAUCAAGCUGACUACUUCUUGGACAAAAACAAAGAUUAUGUUGUGGCAGAACAUCAAGAAUUAUUGAAUGCUUCCAAGUGCCCAUUUGUUUCGGGUUUAUUUCCACCACUUCCUGAAGAGACAUCAAAAUCUUCCAAAUUCUCUUCCAUCGGAGCCCGCUUUAAACUACAACUCCAAUCGCUGAUGGAAACCUUGAACUCAACUCAACCUCAUUACAUCAGAUGUGUGAAGCCAAAUAAUGUCCUCAAACCUGCUAUUUUUGAGAACUUCAAUGUUAUCCAACAGUUGCGAUGUGGAGGUGUUCUUGAAGCAAUCCGGAUCAGCUGUGCUGGAUAUCCGACUCGAAGAACAUUUUAUGAAUUUCUCCUUCGAUUUGGUCUUCUUGCCCCAGAUGUUUUGGAAGGAAACUGUGAUGACAAGAUUGCUUGCCAAAAGAUUCUGGACAAAAUCGGAUUGAAAGGUUACCAGCUAGGCAAGAGCAAAGUGUUUCUGAGGGCUGGCCAGAUGGCUGAACUGGAUGCUAGACGAGCAGAGGUACUUGGAAGAGCAGCUAGAACAAUUCAGAGGCAAAUCCGUACAUAUAUUGCUCGUAAAGAUUUCCUUAAACUACGGAAAGCAGCUAUUCAUCUGCAGUCUUUAUGGAGAGGGAGAUUGGCCUGUAAGCUUUAUGAGUAUAUGAGACGUGAAGCAGCAGCAGUCAAAAUUCAAAAGAAUCUGCGUCAAUAUUUUGCAAGGAAAUUGUAUACAACACUUCGAUCAUCAGCAAUUAUUUUGCAAACAGGCUUAAGGGCAAUGACUGCACGCGAUGACUUUAGAUUUAAAAGGCAAACUAAAGCUUCAAUUUGUAUUCAGGCUCGGUGGCAUUGUCACCGAGAUUAUUCUUACUACAAGAGAUUGCAGAAGGCAACGCUUACUUAUCAGUGUGCUUGGAGACAAAGGCUUGCAAGAAAAGAGCUUAGAAAGCUAAGAAUGGCUGCUAGGGAAACAGGAGCCCUAAAAGAAGCGAAAGACAAGCUUGAAAAGCGUGUGGAGGACUUGACAUGGCGUUUGCAGCUUGAGAAACGACUAAGAACUGAUCUGGAGGAGACAAAGGCACAAGAAAUUGCUAAACUACAAGAGAUGUUGCAUGAGACGCAACUGCAGGUAGAAGAAUCAAAGUCCAUGGUUAUCAAGGAACGUGAGGCUGCACGCAAGGCUAUCGAGGAAGCACCUCCUGUCAUAAAGGAAACCCCUGUUUUGGUUCAAGAUACAGAAAAGAUCAAUGCAUUAACUGCUGAAAUUGAAAACCUGAAGGCUUUAAUGCAAACAGAAAAGCAGGCAACUGAUGCAGCCAAUAAAUCAUUGGCUGAAGCUCAGGAAAGAAAUAAUGAACUACUCAAGAAAGUUGAAGAUUCUGAGGCAAGAGCUGAGCAACUUCAAGACACUGUUCAAAGGCUUGAAGAGAAAGUAUCAAACUUGGAGUCAGAAAAUCAAGUACUACGUCAACAGGCAGUUGCCAUUUCACCAACCACCAGAGCAUUAACUACACGCCCAAAAACAACUAUCAUCCAGAGAAGCACAGAAAAUGGGAAUAUUCUGAAUGGUGAAUCAAAACUUGCUUUGGAUCUUAGUCCUGGUAUACCUAGUUCCAAGGAGCUCCAAAAUGAUGAUAAACCACAGAAGUCACUCAAUGAAAAGCAGCAGGAGAACCAGGACUUGCUUAUUGAAUGCAUCUCUAAGGACCUAGGAUUCUCUCAGGGUAGGCCUAUUGCUGCUUGUCUCAUCUACAGAUGCCUUCUUCACUGGAGAUCCUUCGAAGUUGAAAGAACUAGUAUUUUUGACCGUAUAAUCCAAGCAAUAGGCUCAGCUAUUGAGGCCCAGGAUAACACUGAUGUCUUAUCCUACUGGUUGUCCAAUUCAUCUACUUUAUUGUUACUUCUCCAACGGACACUAAAAGCAAGUGGAACCGCAAGUUUGACUUCACAGAGGCGUCGAGCAUCAGCUUUGUUUGGGAGGAUGUCUCAAGGGAUUCGAACUUCUCCUCAAAGUGCUGGGCUCUUUUCUUUUAAUGGCCGCAUGAUGGGUGGAUUGAGUGAUUUGCGUCAAGUUGAAGCAAAAUAUCCUGCUCUGCUUUUCAAGCAGCAGCUUACUGCUUUUCUCGAGAAAAUUUAUGGAAUGAUCAGAGACAAUCUAAAAAAAGAAAUAUCUUCACUGCUUGCCUUGUGUAUCCAGGCACCAAGAACAUCUCGUGCAAGCUUAUUGAAAGGGUCACGAUCUCAAGCAAAUGCUAUGGCCCAGCAGGCACGAAUCGCGCAUUGGCAGAGUAUUGUGAAAAGCUUAACCGACUACUUGAAAAUACUGAAAGCCAAUUAUGUCCCUCCAUUUUUAGUCCGCAAGGUGUUCACCCAAAUCUUUUCGUUUAUAAAUGUUCAACUGUUUAACAGCCUUCUGUUGAGGCGUGAGUGCUGUUCAUUUAGCAAUGGGGAAUAUCUCAAAGCAGGAUUGACUGAGUUAGAACACUGGUGCUAUGAUGCAACCGAAGAGUAUGCAGGUUCUGCCUGGGAUGAGUUGAAGCAUAUUAGGCAGGCUGUUGGUUUCUUGGUUAUACAUCAGAAGCCGAAGAAGACCUUGAAGGAGAUAACCAAUGAUUUAUGUCCAGUGCUUAGCAUACAACAGUUAUACAGAAUCAGUACGAUGUACUGGGAUGACAAAUAUGGAACACACAGUGUAUCGUCGGAGGUCAUUUCAAGUAUGAGAGUUAUGAUGACAGAGGAUUCAAAUAGUGCAGUUGGCAGUUCGUUCUUGUUGGAUGAUGAUUCCAGCAUACCUUUCUCUGUGGAUGAUAUUUCCAAGUCAAUGACCGAGAUAGAGAUAGCAGAUGUUGAUCCGCCACCUCUGAUUCGUCAGAAUUCAGGCUUUGCUUUUUUGCUACAGAGAAAGGAAUAGUAAUUCUCAUCGCCAAGUGUUCCAGUUCUCAACCAUUCAGCAAGAUGUGCAUACUCAUCUCGUAAAUAUGAUGUUAUUCUACUCGUGCCAAAUUGGCUGGUGUACCAAGGGUAGAUGAUAGAUUAUCAUUUUAGUAUUUGUGUUUGAUUUGUUGAUUUGUUUUUGUGAAUUUAUUUUUUCCAGUUGUAUUUAUUGGUGAAUAGCUCUGGGCUGCUAUUGGGAAUGCUCAGUGUCUAUUAUUAGGUAGUACGAGGGUGCUGCAUCAACAAACAUUUAGAAGUUGCAUUCGUCUAUGCUCUGUUGGUAAUGUAGUUGGCAAUUGAAGCAACAAUAGAAACAUUCAAAAGGUUAAUCUUUUGUUGUA
Musa acuminata subsp. malaccensis (wild Malaysian banana) is the source of this 5242-nucleotide messenger RNA. RefSeq names its product myosin-17. Lineage: Eukaryota; Viridiplantae; Streptophyta; Magnoliopsida; Zingiberales; Musaceae. Gene Ontology annotation, molecular function: ATP binding; microfilament motor activity; actin filament binding. The record is from RefSeq and is a predicted model, not a curated record. Gene Ontology annotation, cellular component: myosin complex; actin cytoskeleton; cytoplasm. Gene Ontology annotation, biological process: actin filament organization; vesicle transport along actin filament.